GCCAAGGACGCGCCGCGCCGCGCCGCGCCGCCGCCCCGGGCCUGCCGCGGCCGCCCCGGACCGGCAUGGGCAACGGCAUGAACAAGAUCCUCCCCGGACUCUUCCUUGGGAACUUCAUAGAUGCCAAGGACCUGGAUCAGCUGAGCCGGCACAAUAUCACCCACAUUCUCUCCAUCCAUGAAUCGCCGCAGCCGCUUAUCCCGGGGAUCACGUACCUCCGCAUUGCUCUCCCUGACAUGCCAGAGGCAAACAUCAAGAAGCACUUUAAGGAAUGCAUUCAUUUUAUCCAUGCCUGCCGCAUGCGUGGAGGGAACUGCCUCGUUCACUGCCUGGCCGGGAUCUCUCGCAGCACCACCAUCGUCCUCGCGUACGCCAUGGCGGUCACGCAGCUGAGCUGGCACGAGGCGCUGGAGGCCGUCAAGGCGGUGCGGCCAGUUGCCAAUCCCAACCUCGGUUUCCGCCGGCAGCUGGAGGAAUAUGCAUGCAGCCGGUCAGCAGAGAAGAUCCACCGGCAACUCGAGCGCAAGUACGGCAAAGGCCCUUUUAAUGACGACAAGGACCUCCGGGCUCUGCUGCCGCCGGGCAAAAGGGGCGACCCCUCCAGGGCUGCUGGGGUGCUGCAGACGCGGGUGCCGCGGAGCCGGAGCACGAAGCACACCGGUCCGUUCCUGCUGCGUGUGAAGCAGACCUUCUCCUGCCUCCCCGGCUGCCUGAAGUGAGCCCUGCGGGCCGAAAUCCGGCAAGGGAUGAGCUAUCCACUGGUGCCGCAAGGGGGAAGGACAGGGCAUGGCCCCUGGUGGCCACGUCGGACUGCCGGACUCGCCCGCCUUCCUUCCUUUCACCUGCAGAGACACAGCUCAGUGCCAAAGGAGUCGGCCUCCCAGACGGUCAACUGGGAGGAAUCCCAAAUAGUCACCGGAGAGUUUCUGACCCCAAAGCCUCAUUGGUAGCAAAUCACACCCAGCUGCAGUGCCAGGUCUGGAACGAGACGACCUCCGCUGGUCUGAGACUUGCCCAAGGUGAAUUCCCAGGCAGGAAUCCUUCAGGAUUCGCAGACGAAAGACACGCCGAAAGGAAAAGCUCGAGGGUGGUGGUGCUCACAAGGCAAGGGGCUCCACCAGAUGGUCCCUCAGGCCGCGUUUGUGCGCAGGUGUCGAAAUGGCAGGAGGACGUGGAGCAAAAUAGCCAUUGGCAGGUGGGCCCCAAGGCCCGGCCUGUGCACCCGCUUGGACAGCUGCACACAGGCCGAAUCGCGGAGGGUCGCGCGCGGUGAACGAGCGGCUCCUGCCGCAAUUCUCUGCUGCGCCAACUCUUCAGGCGCGUUAGGCGUGAGCGUGGCAGCUGCACCAUCACGGGCCGAGCAGGUUAUCGCUAGCACCCCCGUCCAUUUUCCUUGCCACGGGAGGAGGGGCCCCAGGCCCAAGUCGCCGCUGGAGCCGAGCCGCCUCUCUCCUCACGGCCUGCCCCGCUCUCUGCUGCACCCCUGGAGCAGGUGAAAUCGCAGGAAGCCGCCAGGGCAAGAUCCAGACCGGAGAAGAGAAACAAGCCCAUGUGCUCCACUGACUUCCCACGGGACUGAUCCAGGAGCCCCGGGAGAGCACCCGCUUUGAAAAGGGCUACCUGGGGUCUCUCCAUCUCGCAGGAAGCAAACAGAGACGCCACCCCCC
Molecule: messenger RNA, 1667 nt
Organism: Varanus komodoensis (Komodo dragon)
Lineage: Eukaryota; Metazoa; Chordata; Lepidosauria; Squamata; Varanidae
Gene: DUSP15
Product: dual specificity phosphatase 15
Exons: 7
Coding region: 66-719 (217 amino acids)
Biological process (GO): positive regulation of JNK cascade; protein dephosphorylation; transforming growth factor beta receptor signaling pathway
Cellular component (GO): cytosol
Molecular function (GO): protein tyrosine/serine/threonine phosphatase activity
Source: RefSeq, a predicted model, not a curated record